Mesoplodon densirostris (Blainville's beaked whale) is the source of this 1586-nucleotide messenger RNA. RefSeq names its product placental growth factor (gene PGF). The record is from RefSeq and is a predicted model, not a curated record. Lineage: Eukaryota; Metazoa; Chordata; Mammalia; Artiodactyla; Ziphiidae. Gene Ontology annotation, biological process: positive regulation of angiogenesis; response to hypoxia; sprouting angiogenesis. The transcript has 7 exons. Gene Ontology annotation, molecular function: chemoattractant activity; growth factor activity; vascular endothelial growth factor receptor binding. The coding region runs from base 341 to 853 and encodes 170 amino acids. Gene Ontology annotation, cellular component: membrane.
CUGUCUGAGGAAGAAACUGCAUCUUCACUGGCCAGCCACGAGAGGACCUGGGGUCGCACUGGGCGCCCGACGGACCCUCCUCAGGGACCCGCCUGCCCCACACCACCCGGCCCUGCCGGGCCCUCCGCACCAGGUGCCCCAGCCGCAGCCUUACCUGCGGGCUCCAGAAUCCCCAGGGCUUCCAGAGGAUGCUCGGGCCACCGACAGGGACCUCGGGGCAGCAGUGAGGGGGGCACCUAGCCCCCCCAUUCAGCUCCUGUCCUCCUGUGCCAGGGGCUCCCCCGGGGUACGAGCAUGGUGGUUUUCCCUUGGAGCCCCCUGGCUUGGUACGUCUGAGAAGAUGCCUGCCAUGAGGCUGUUCACUUGCUUCCUGCAGCUCCUGGCUGGGCUGGCGCUGCCUGCUGUGCCCCCCCAGCAGUGGGGCUUGUCUGCUGCGAACAGCUCAUCAGAGGUGGAAGUGGUGCCCUUCCAGGAAGUGUGGGGCCGUAGCUACUGCCGGGCCCUGGAGAGGCUGGUGGACAUCGUGUCUGAGUACCCCAGCGAGGUGGAGCACAUGUUCAGCCCGUCCUGCGUCUCCCUGCUGCGCUGCACGGGCUGCUGUGGCGAUGAGAACCUGCACUGUGUGCCAGUGGAGACGGUCAAUGUCACCAUGCAGCUCCUGAAGAUCCGCUCUGGGGACCGGCCCUCCUACGUGGAGUUGACGUUCUCUCAGCAUGUGCGCUGCGAGUGCAGGCCUCUGCGGGAGAAGAUGAAGCCAGAAAGGAGGAGACCCAAGGGCAGGGGGAAGAGGAAGAGAGAGAAGCAGAGACACACAGACUGCCACCUGUGCGGCGAUACUGUUCCCCGGAGGUAACCAGCCCCUCGGAGGAGAGACACCCCACACCCAGCUCGUGUAUUUAUUACCGUCACACUCUCAGUUACCUCCCUGCUGGCACCUGCCCUCUAUUUAUUAGCCAAUUGUAUCCCUGCUGAAUGACUCACUCCCUCCAAGAGGAGGGGCAGGGAGGGACAGGACCCUCAGGAAUUCAGUGCCUUAAACAGAACGUGAGAGAAAGACAGAAGACAGACCCAUGUGGCUUCAGCUUGGGAAGAAGCAAGACGUGUGGCUUUGUGAGGGGCAGGCCAGGCCCCAGAGGCUCCGGGGGUCACCAGGGGGCUGGAGAGGGAAGGACUGGAGACCCACCGCCUUCCCCCCGGCCUUGGGCUCUGCAUGGACCAGCAGCCCUUACUGGGGGAGCUCCUGGCCGGGGUGGGAGUGGAGAAGCCUGCUCCCACGGGCCCUGAUGGCAGGGUGAACCGGCAGCAGCUCUGCACCCGCUUCCUGGCAGCAGCUCUACCCCUGGAGAUCAGAACGUUCAGCUCUGGAGAACAGUGGUUGCCUGGGGGCCUUGGCCACUCCUUGUCCCCUAGGUCUGGCCUCACAUCUUGCCACUGCUUGUGCUGGGACAUUGUUCUUUACCGCUAAGGCGUCACCAUCCUGCCCCUCCCAGGGACACAGGCAAAGAGUGGCCCCAGGCUGGACAUGGAGCAAGCUGCCCCCGCGUGGCUGUUUGACCGCCAAGCCAGAUUCUCUUGAAUAAAGUACU